UCCGCUGGUGACGUCAUGGAACAAAACCAGCGUGGAGAGUGGGCGUGGCUUACGCGGCCUCGCUCUGAUUGGUUCCCCGUGCGGCUCCUGUCUUCCUCUUUACUGUUCCAUCUAAGCGGCUCGGUGUGGGUUCUGCUGGAUGUUCCCUCUCAGCUCUCCGUGUUCUGCAUGAUGACAACUCUUGAUCAAACUAAGGAGCUCUUCAGGAGAGCAGAUGCCGUCUGCUUUGAUGUGGACAGCACAGUCAUUAAAGAAGAAGGCAUCGAUGAGCUCGCCAAGUUCUGUGGUGUUGGGGACGCGGUCAGAGAGAUGACUCGGAAAGCCAUGGGGGGCUCGGUGACAUUCAAGAAGGCCCUCACUGACCGCCUCUCCACCAUCCGAUGUUCCAGAGAGCAAGUAAACAAACUGAUAACCGACCACCCACCUCAGCUGACUCCAGGCAUCAGGGAGCUUGUGGACCGUCUGCAUGAGCUCAACAUAAAGGUGUUCCUUGUUUCAGGUGGCUUCCGCUGCAUCGUAGAACACGUGGCGUCUCAGCUAAAUAUUCCUCUGCAGCACGUCUAUGCCAACCGGCUCAAGUUCUACUUUAACGGAGAGUAUGCUGGUUUUGACGAGAGUCAGCCAACAGCUGAGAGCGGCGGCAAAGGAAAAGUGAUAAGCAUGCUGAAGGAGCAAUAUGGCUUCAAGACGGUUGUGAUGAUUGGAGACGGGGCCACCGAUCUGGAAGCUUGUCCUCCAGCUAGUGCCUUCAUUGGGUUUGGCGGGAAUGUGGUGAGGCCACAGGUCAAGGAGAGAUGUUCGUGGUUCGUGACGAGUUUCGGGGAGCUUCUAAAGGAGCUGGAGAAAAUCUAAAGAUACUGAAAGAAAAAAAUAAUAGUAAUUUAACCUUUUAUAUUUGCACCCAAAGGGUGUGUGCCGAGAGUAGUUUUAACUACUGCACACUUUUAUUCCUCAAACUAAAAGCUUUUUAUAACGAUUGCUUUGUUUUACUAAAGUUAAAUUGUGCCAGAAAAAAAAACUGCUCAAUUUUUAUACUAAAAUACUAAAAAGAAACAAUAAAAACACUGUAUGGAGAAGAUUGAAGUAGUUUUGCACAUUUCACAACAAAGCCUCUACAUAAGUUAACCUUUAUGGCAUGAUGUGCAAUGAGAGAUGUUCUGUAUAAAAAGCUGUUACCCUCUUGUCAUGGUUCUGUAAGGAGCACCUGCUGCAAUAAAGAUGAGGAAAAAAACACAA
Molecule: messenger RNA, 1236 nt
Organism: Oryzias latipes (Japanese medaka)
Lineage: Eukaryota; Metazoa; Chordata; Actinopteri; Beloniformes; Adrianichthyidae
Gene: psph
Product: phosphoserine phosphatase
Biological process (GO): dephosphorylation; L-serine biosynthetic process
Cellular component (GO): cytoplasm
Molecular function (GO): L-phosphoserine phosphatase activity; magnesium ion binding
Source: RefSeq, a predicted model, not a curated record